AUGAUGGAGUUUGACCUGCUUGACGACGCGGAGGAGAUCCUGCAGCCGCUGUGCCUCUGCCUCAACCAAGACUCCUCGCGUGUUGGUGUGGGCCACCACAAGGGCUACGUCAUCUACCGCAUUCAUCGCCGCCCCGCUCCUGCGGGAACGGAGGAGGCAUCGUCGUCGUCGGCCGCGGCAUCAUCCACCGGGCCGCCAUUUUACACGACGAUUGAGGCGGUUUUUCCGCCAAGACGCGGCACGCAAUGUUCGACACCGUCAACGUGGGACGUACAUGAAGGUGCCCCAUCGCCACACGCCGCCGCCUCCUCAACAGUGGGGACAAGCCGAGUGCGUAGAAUGUCCGGCGACCACCGUGACGAGGUUGACCACGACACUCUGCUGGACGCCCUCGCACACAGUCCGUUAUUGCAGCGCAUGGGCAAACCUCUUGAGAGCAGGGAAAAGGAAGAAAGUCAGGUGACGCUUGAAGGGACUUCUGUAAACUCCAAUCCUGUGGGAACUUCCGCGACAACUUUGGCGUCAACACUCCUCGGUAAGAACUUUUUACGGUGGACGGAGGAAAAAAGAGAUGCACCGUUGCCCACAGAAACAGGUGUGGGUGCGAUGGCGCUUUUGUACAAGACGCAGUUUGUUGCUGCAGUCGGUGGUGGGCCGUACCCUGUUGGGCCUAAAAAUGUCGUCAAGAUAUUUCUUACGGGUGAUAUGUGGGCUGAUCGCGAGAUAUGCGUGCCGGACCCGGUGGAAGAACUGCGGUUGGAUCAUCGAUUGGUUAUCAUCCUCACCACCCGGGAAAUGCGUCUGCAUAGCUUUGAGACGGAACUAUGUAUCUUUUCCGUGCCGCUGUGGGCAGACACUGUCCCCACCUCCCGCCCGUCUACCUCCACCUCACCUCUGUUCUCCGCGAGUGUUUCUUUAAACUCUACAAGGUUGCAGCAGCUUAAUCUUGGCGCUUCUGUUACGACGGCUUCGACUUCGACUUCGGCUGCGUCUGCAACACGUUUUGUUGCACCGCUUGCCAUUGACUAUAGCAAAAAAUGUAUUGCCUUCCGCAAUGCAAUGGUGGGGUUUAGUCUGGUGCGCUACGAUGCGGAGGCGUCAUUAUGUAAUAGGGUGAAUGCAGAGUUGCUAUCUACAGUUUCCGUUGCCCACGAACACGCACUCAGCUCUCUGGCAAUGGAUCUCAACGGUGACAUUAGGAGCAGCGGCAGCAACACCGCUUAUGGAUCCAUGCGUUGGCAUAUUGCAACCUGCAGUGAGCGUGGGACAAUUAUACGGGUUUGGCGAUACUAUGAAAGAAGAGGUGAAUCGCCAAUUACGGUAGAUACAACCGCUUCGUCCGCUCCGCAUUCUUCUGAUGUGGCGGUUAAGAGCACAAUUGCUGAGGAAGAUAGUAGUAGGACACUUCCUGGAUAUUUUGUGAGGGUGAGGGAAGUAAGAAAUGCGUCGCUACCAACGCCCAUCUUUCAAAUGCGCUUUCUUGGUGAGGCCUUUCUCUUCUGCAUAGCGUGGAACACGUUGAAGAUCUUUUUUGUGGGUGAGCAGGAGCAGCCAAAGCCGUACGACAUCAGUACGAAGGAUCCAAGUAAGACCGUUAUUACACAAAACAGCUACUCCUCCCUACAUCAUCUCAGUGUGGUUUCCGCGUAUUUUAAUUCCGAAUGGGCCGCCUGUGAGUGUCCAUUCCCGCUGACGGACGAUGUGUUUCUCCCCAAGUGGGUGAACACGACGUCUGGGGAAUUGCGACAGCAUCUGUUGCGUGGCAUGGGUUCCAGCUCUCGAAUGACGGUGAGUGGCAACGGUGUAGAAGGUGAGACGUCUAGGGUUUCUGCCGAUCCAGAAAUCCCUGAACCUGUCUCCUUGCUUAACGACAUCCAAGUGUCUCAGUCAAGAUCCCAAAGCUCUCUGGUGUGCACAGUUCCUGCACGGAGCAAGUCGCAGGAUUUUGGUGGAAUUCUUCGCCGGUAUGUUUUACAGAUGGCACCAAUGGUAGAGAGUGCGGGUCGGGUUGCCAGGAAUUACUGGGGAUUUGGUGGAGAGAGCACGGAGGCGGCAAGAAGUGGCGUGAAUGAAGUGACCAACGACUAUUCACAAAAACGGGACUACACCACGAUGACUGAAGUCGCUCAAUCAGUGGUAGUUUGGUGGGAACAGCCAACAUAUUGGCAGGUGGAAUAUAUGACAAAGUCUUUGUCACGUCUCAGCACCAACACCACCACUACCACUACUAAUAUUACCACCACCGGUGAGGUAUUUCCCAAUCGCACCAAGUGCCCUCGACCAACAGUGUUGUACUGUGUCACAUGUGACGGUAGUGCCAUCAGCUUUGAAUUCGACCCUGUCAAAGGCAAAAUUGAAUGCAGCAAAGCUACGGCAGUGAGUUCACUUGAGGAUUGA
Molecule: messenger RNA, 2397 nt
Organism: Trypanosoma cruzi
Lineage: Eukaryota; Euglenozoa; Kinetoplastea; Trypanosomatida; Trypanosomatidae
Exons: 1
Coding region: 1-2397 (798 amino acids)
Biological process (GO): autophagy of mitochondrion; protein localization to phagophore assembly site; nucleophagy
Cellular component (GO): cytosol; phagophore assembly site membrane; extrinsic component of membrane
Molecular function (GO): phosphatidylinositol-3-phosphate binding; phosphatidylinositol-3,5-bisphosphate binding
Source: RefSeq, a predicted model, not a curated record